This is a messenger RNA of Musa acuminata AAA Group (dessert banana), 2875 nucleotides long. RefSeq lists its product as uncharacterized. The record is from RefSeq and is a predicted model, not a curated record. Bases 1732 to 2745 code for a protein of 337 amino acids. NCBI's taxonomy places the organism in Eukaryota, Viridiplantae, Streptophyta, Magnoliopsida, Zingiberales, Musaceae. The transcript has 10 exons.
UGUUCGAGGGAAUGCCGAUGAAGAAUGUUGUCUCAUGGAUCUGUUGGAUCGAUGCAUAUGGAGAGGACGGGGAUGGAUAAGGAGCCUCGACACUGUUUUAGUAGAUCGUAGCAGUAGGCAUCGAAGCCAUGAAUGUUAGUGUAAUAGGGUGCUUGGUACGCCUGUGGCGAACCGACAGCUCGAGGGGAAGGCCUGCGCAAUGAGGAGUUGUUGAGAAUUGGCUUCAAGUCUGAUGUUGUAUUCCAGUGCAAGAGACUUGGUCUCGCCCAAGAAGUGUUUGAGGGUUUGCUGAGAAGAUCUUGAACCCUGCACAGAAAGAUGGCUUUGAGGAUGCCUCACUUUAGAUUCAUUCGAAGGGGUCGGUGUAAUUCCUGCACUGGCCAAUCUGAUUGAUUUGAGGAUUGUGUUUGGAUGACUGCGAUGGAAGAGAGGCAUGUGACGAUGUACAUUGGCCGUUAUCGAUGGUUAUGGAAUGGAUCGAUUCGGGAAAUCUGCGAUCGAGCAUGUUGAGGAGAGUUUCCAGCCAGAGAGAACAAGGAUUUCAUGCAGGAAACAAAAUGCGAGGAAAGAACGACAAAUGAUGAACAAGGAAAGGAAUUUGCUGGUUUAGAAUCAGGUUUAAUUGUCCGAGAAGGUGGCGGUGGCUUUAUGCCUCUCAGAGAGUGCAUGUGCAACAGAGAGAACAGAGCUUGGGUACAUGGAGAUGGGUUGCAGUGCAUGUGUUUUCCGUAGAAAGGUUGAAGGAGGUGCCGAGUGCUGUGGGAUCUACACGAUUGCUCGGUGAAGCGACACUCUGCCUUGCUGCAGAAACAAUUCAUGGAAGAGUAGGAAAUUGGAUAAAGUUGGUGUGGAGGUAGACAUGCAUGAAUCAGCCAUUCCCUGAUUGCAGCAGGACCACCAGCAACACUUCUGCCAAAGAUCAGCAGAUGGUGCAGUCUCACACUUCCCCCUUUUCUCUCUCCUCCGCUCGCUUCUGCCAAGUGCCCAUCUCCAUCUUCUCUCUCUACUCACACACCCUUCCUUCCCUCUUCUCCUUUCUGGAGUCUGAACGACCAACGCAAUGACCAUAAGUGAUUAAUAAAUGUAAAGCAGACCUUCCUAUCCACCCCCGUCUCCCCUCCCACACAAACACGGAGAAGAGAGAGAUGUUGGAAUACUUCUGAACCCUAGAAUCCCAUAGUUAUUCCCAGGAAUCCUGCCACAUAUCUCAUCUUUACUCGUGACUGUGACUUAGCAAGCAAAAAGGAAAGCAAAGAGGACAAGAUAAGGAGGAAGAAGAAGGAAACCAUGGCUUUUCUCCCUCGGACCCUCACCUUGUCUCUUUCAAACUGCUUCUCCUUCAGUGUAUGGGUGGAUAGAUUCCAGCAGUCCUGCUUCAGUUCUCGAUCAUUCCAUUGACAUAGCUCUCUCUUGCUCUGUCCACAAAGACCUAUAGACAAUCCAAAAACUACAGCUUUUGUGCUCCAUUGAAAGCUCUCUCUCUUAUUCUCUGUCCUUUCCCUGAACCCUGGUCCCUGGUAAAAUCCUAAAGGCCAAAACCAUCUUUUCCCCGAGAAAGGAGACUUCUUUCUUCUACUUCCCAACCCCUCAUCAAGAACUUAGUCGCCGGACCUCUUCUUGUCAGCUAAACCUGAGUAACUUCUUCUCAACUCAGCUAAAGGGAACAGGGGGAGGAAGAAAGAUCCUUCUUUUAUGAGAAUUCCUCUCUGUCAAUGAGUUGGAUCGAUCUCGAUGUUCUCGGGGUGCUCGGUUUCGAGUCUGGCGGCGAAGUUCACCUUCUUCCCGCCCGACCCACCUACUUACAGCGUGAAGAAAGACGACAGCGGGCGGCUGGUGGCAUCUGGCGUCCCAAGGGACCAUUCUAUGGAUGUCCUGCUGCUGGACACCAAGCACGGGACCAAGCUUGUCGCAUUUUAUUUGAAGAACCCCUGUGCCAGGCUCACGGUGCUAUACUCACACGGCAAUGCUGCAGAUCUGGGGCAGCUCUAUGAUCUCUUCGUGCAGCUUAAGGUCAACCUGAGGGUUAAUCUGAUGGGAUAUGACUAUUCAGGAUAUGGAGCAUCUACUGGUAAGCCAAGCGAAUACAACACAUAUGCAGACAUCGAGGCAGUGUACCAGUGUCUGCAGACAGAAUAUGGAGUCGGUCAGGAAGAUUUGAUCUUGUAUGGCCAAUCUGUCGGUAGCGGUCCCACAUUGCAUUUGGCAGCUCACUUGCCGAGACUGCGAGGCGUGGUACUUCACAGUGCUAUACUGUCAGGACUUCGUGUGGUUUGCCAUGUCAAAUUCUCGUUCUGCUUUGACAUUUAUAAAAACAUUGACAAAAUUAAAAAGGUCAAGUGCCCAGUUUUUGUAAUUCAUGGUACCGAAGAUGAUGUAGUGAAUUGGCUUCAUGGACAUGGUUUAUGGAAACUAGCGGAAGAACCAUACGAUCCCUUAUGGAUCAAAGGAGGAGGUCAUUGCAACCUAGAGUUAUAUCCAGACUACAUCCGUCACCUAUGCAAGUUUAUUCGGGAAAUGGAGAACCUCACGACUGCAACCCGGCUCAAGAAGAUUCGGCAAACUCUCAAACUCCCUGCCAAAGCUGCUGCAACCACCAGCACCACCAUCUUCACGACCAACUGUUGCUGCCAAAUUAGAUGCAGGAAACCCGAUUGCUGGAGCUGCCCACGGAGAGGAUGUCUGAUGGUGCGAUGCUCCAAGGGAUCUGCAUACCUGUGCAACUGGUGUUGUGGAGAUUGGCAUUGAUGGUGGCAUCCGUUGUACAGAUUUACUCAAACUUCUAAACCUAUCUAUUGUAUCGAAACAUUAAUGAAGGCAAUCGGGCUAUCGUUUGUGUACGAAUUAAGAGAAUAGAUACCGGUUUUUUUGAACUGAA